This is a messenger RNA of Drosophila hydei, 1032 nucleotides long. Its product is annotated as late embryogenesis abundant protein ECP63. NCBI's taxonomy places the organism in Eukaryota, Metazoa, Arthropoda, Insecta, Diptera, Drosophilidae. The record is from RefSeq and is a predicted model, not a curated record. Bases 147 to 839 code for a protein of 230 amino acids. The transcript is spliced from 3 exons.
GUCGACGCAUUCGGAACGUUUUAAAAAUAAACGCGCAACGUACAAAACAGACUAAAAAAUCCACCCAGAGCGAAUUUAUAAGUUGAAAUUGAAAUUCAAAUCAGUUCAAUUCUGUUUAAUACCAAAAACUACGCAAAACUUUCAACAUGUUCAGCUCAUUUACAGCCUCUCUGAAGAGCUUUGGCGACAAGACCGCCAAUUUGUUCAGCAAGAAGAAGGAUGAGGCUGAGAAGUUGGCCAGCGAUAAGGCAGUCGAGGCACAGAAACUAGCCGAGGAGCAGGCCAAGAAGGUCGGACAGUCCGUGCAGCAGACCAAGAACGAGGCCGAGCAACUGGCAACAAGCACAGCCAAGGAUGCUGCCGCUUUGGCCGCCGCCGAGGCACAGAAGGCUGGACAGGUGCUUGAUCAAGGCGUAAAUCGCGCUGCCGGCGCCGUCAAUCAAACAAAACAGGCUGUGGACAACACCGUCAAUCAGGCCAACGCCGCCGUUCAGAACUCCAAGCAGGUAGCCGCCAAUGUGGCGGAGGCCUCCCAACGGGCAGCUGCCAAUGCAGUGGACCAGACCAAAAAGGCAGCCAACGAGGCCAUCAACAAGAGCGUCAAGGCCGCCGAGUCUGUAGCCGACCAGAAGCUGAAGCAGGCCGAGAACGCUAUCGAUGGCGCCAUGAAGCAGACUAGCCAGGCUGUAGACCAAAAGCUGCACGAGGCCAAUCAGUAUGUGGACCAGAAGCGCGAAGGACUCGAGAAGAACAUUCAGGAGGCGUCCAGCCACGCACAGGAGAGCGCCGGACAGCAGGCCACCCAGCUGCUGGGCAAGCUGCAUCUGGGCCCAAAGUAGAUGAUGCCCCAUCCCUCCCUCUAAAAACAAGCAAAAGAAAAUAACGUAAAUAAUUUCGUCUGUGUGUAAACCAAGAAAAUGCUUUACAAAACAUAAAAAAAAAAAAACAAAAACUAUGAAAAACUAAAAUGAAAAAUGAAAGGAAAUUUGCUUCAACGUAACAAGUGCCAGUAAUGUGAUUGCUAAAGAUUUA